This is a messenger RNA of Hypomesus transpacificus, 3682 nucleotides long. It is a transcript of the gene ripor3, whose product is annotated as RIPOR family member 3. NCBI's taxonomy places the organism in Eukaryota, Metazoa, Chordata, Actinopteri, Osmeriformes, Osmeridae. The transcript is spliced from 24 exons. The record is from RefSeq and is a predicted model, not a curated record. Bases 211 to 3348 code for a protein of 1045 amino acids.
CCCAGAAACAGACUCAGGCAGUAGAAGCGUGCAUGAGGGGGUUCCUGAGGAGGAUAGUGCUCUGAACUACAGAGCUUCACAGCCUGUUGGACGGCCCAGGCCUCUCUGGCUCCUUCUCAGCCCCCCUGCCAGACACUCUGCUAUGAAGGGGAGGGGGGAUCUUAAUUUACAGCUUAUAAGUAGUUGUGAGCCAGCCAAAGACAGGGACUGAUGCUGAAACCAGAAAAGGGGAGAUGGAGACAGCUCAAGAUGAUGAACAAAAGCUGUGCAGGAGAUGACUUUGCUUCGAGGGCAGUUGGACAUAGGAUCAGAAGAACAUUUCUGAUCAGACAGGAGAGGGGGAUGUCUGUAAAGCUGAGGUUUGAGGUCCCGGCGGAGGAGUGUGUGGUCCAGAGAAGUCGAUCCUUCACAGGGUUCAGCUCCCUCACUGGACGCCAGCGGACUUCUUCAGUGCGUAGCUCCCUCAGGUCCAAGGCCUCCACAGGCAGACGUCCCAGGAUGCACCUCUCGCUGGGUCACGGAGGAGUGUAUGGCCAACAGCCAGAGCAGGUGGAGAGGAUCUUCAAGGCUCUGCGCAAGGGACUGAAAGAGUACCUGGAGGAACAUCAGGCUGAGAUGGACUUCCUGUCCGCCCAGCAGAGAGACACAAGGAGAAACUCCAGGCUGGCUUUCCUGUAUGACCUGGAGAAGGAGAUCAGGGCCCAAGAGAGGUUCAUCCGCAGACUGGAGUUCCACAUCAGCAAGGUGGAGGAGCUGUACGAGACCUACUGCCUUCAGAGGCGUCUCUGCGAGGGAGCCGUCAACAUGAAGAGAGCCUUCUCCCUCUCCCCCUCCUCUCGAGCCUCCAGAGACAGCCUGCUGGAACUCAGCCGCAACCACAGACACAGUCUGCAGGACAUGGCAGUGAUGGAGGGGGAGCUGGAGAUUCUGCUGGGAGAACUGCACAUCAAGAUGAAAGGACUGAUUGGCUUUGCCAGACUAUGUCCCGGAGACCAGUAUGAGUUGGCCCUGAGUGAGCAGGUGGUGGUGCGUCUGGGUCGACAGCGAUGGAGGAUUCGGGGGAAGAUCCAGGCGGAUGACCGUCAGUCCUGGGAGGAAGAGGAGAUGGUCUUCCUCCCCUGCAUACAUCAGAACUUUGAGAUUAAGGUGACUGAGGUGAAGGGGCUGGGCUCGCUGCUGGUCGGCAUGGUAACGUGUGCGAGUGCAGACUUCUUCCUGGUGAGUCCUCAGUUGAUGGUAGUGGACGUCACAGAGCUGGGGACCGUCAAGCUGCAACUGGAGGUGCUCUGGAAUCCUUUUGACAGCAGAGAGGUGAAGCCCGUAAGCACCUCCCCCAGUAGACAGUCUCUCCCCAGCAGGAAGAGCUCCAUGUACAGCUGGAGCGCUCCCAACACACCCAGCUUCACCGAGAAAUACUUCAUGUCCAUGGUACGCCAGAUGCAGGAUCCUGAAAGCUCAUUCCCCAUCGUGCCGAAGGGAAGGUCUCGGGGUGUUUCCUUACUCAGCUACCUGGCAGAUACGACAGCCACUCCCACCCUGACCUCCACCCCCGCCCCCAGCCCCCUCCCCCACAGAUGCCCCCCAACCCCCAGCUACGGCCCCAGCCUGGGGGGCAGUCGGACAAAUAUAUCCCUGGGGGAGGAGGAGGAGGCAGGGGAGGAGACAGGGAAGGAGGACUGGACCACCUCAGAUCCAGACACAGGCCUAUCCACCCCAGGUCAGAGCUCAAGAGAUCCCCUGGUGGCCAUGCAGAGGUACAGCACCCCAGACCUCCUCAGGCAGGACGGAGGCUCCAGCCCCGACCCCAAUACUAUCCCCAGCCUCAGCCCAGACCCCAGCCCUGGUUACAACGUGGACCCAGGGAUGGACAGCAAGAUAAGACUGGAGGGGUCUGUUCAGCAGCUUGCACUGCCCCCUACCCCAGCCCUGGCCCCUGCCUCCACCCCCUGCCAGCCAGCAGUAAGGAGCAGGGCCCAGAGGCGAGGCCUGGCGCUGAGGCUGGGGGGUCUGGUGGGGGGCCUGGAGGUGGUCCUCCAAGAGCGGAGCAGCUCAGAGAAGGAGCUCCGACUUCUGGAGGCCCAACUACUGCACCUCAGCACCAUCCUGAAGAAUGACCUGUCUCUGCUGAAGACGUCGUCAGAGGAGACGCUGGCCGUGGAAGAAGUUAUGGAAAGUUUUGACUUUCUGUCCACCGACUUCAAUGCCGAUGAUGAAACGUCCUGUUUGGGAAGCAUACGUCUAAAAGACAUUGGAAUCAACUCGUUUCAGAAGACCACUCUACGGAGCCUGGGCCUUCAGUCUCAUGAAAGCCAAUCAGCAGAGGAGCUUGGGGUUGUCCCACUGACUUCUGGGAACUGGAGUUUGGACCAGACGUUGGAGACUCACCUUGACAUUUGCACGGUGCUGCUGGAGGCACUGCAGGGGUCGGGGUGUGCUCUGGUUCAGAGGGAGGUCCUGGAAGAGGCUUCCCACCAGGCCAGUGUCCUGGAGAACAUCAGCCGCCUGCUGCUGGAGGAGACCAACCCCAUCUCCGCCAGCAACGUGCUCCCCCUGGCUCAGAGAGGACGGGAGCUGCAGAUGUUCUGGGAGGAGUGCACGUACGGGGGCUCGCCGUUCUGCUGCGCUGCAGACAGCUUCCUGCAGACCCUGAGGAAGCGCUACACACACAGGGUGAAGGCCAAGCAGCCCGGGCAGCCACAUGCAGUGUUGACCCAGCUGCUACAGCAGGUCCAGACCAGUUCCAGAAUGGUCCCCAGCCUCCGGCCAUCUUCUAGCCCAGACAGAGUCACCGUCUUCCAGCUGUCAACCUAUCUCCGCCGCUGGGGAAUCCAAGACAUGGGGGAGCACAUCUCUCUCCUCUCGAAAGAAGUGUACCUGGUCUCCGCCCUGCAGAGUCCCAAGAGGAGGAGGGUGCUGGCGAAGCUCCGAGGGCGGCGCCUCGCCGAGCUCCUCCCCCUGGGCUCCACGCUUCGCGCCCUGGCGAGCCUGCAGACCGACAGCAACCACAAGGUGUGCCGGGCUGCGGCCUCCUGUCUCAGCCGCACCGCUGGGUGCAAGGCCUUCAGGACCAAGGCUGUAGUGUUUUACACAGAUACACUGUGCAGUGGGGAGGUCCAGCUCCAGCAGGCUGCAUGCCUGGCCCUCAAAUGCCUCAAGGCAACGGAGAGCGUGGACCAGAUAGCAGAGCUGUGGCGGUCAUCAGACGAGGACCUUCGCAGCGCAGCCAGGGAGACAGUCCUGUCCUUCGGUAAGAAGGGCCAUCAGGCGUUCCAGAGGAUGGAUCAGAUCUACUGUGAGCUUCAGGAGGAAGCCUACCAGAAUCAGCACACGGAGAUCACCAUUCUGUAGACCACUACUCCAUAGAUCACCAUGCUGUUGAGAAAGAGGGGUCAGAUACAUAUGAGACAAGAAGUGGAAUGGUGUGCCCUCUACUGGUCAUUUUCCAACCCUGCAGCCGCCUCAAGUUGUCUGUGACAUACAGCCACGCUCACAUAACAAACCUCACAGGAACCGAUAUAACCAUUACUAGCUCCAUGUCUGAGGACAUAUUUAUGAAUAUAUUUAAGUGUAUGGUAUGAUCCUAUAUGUUUCCAGUAUGUGAAUUAUAGAUACAAUUAUUCAAGGUAAUGUAAAUAAUGUAGAGAUAAGGGUUUGUAAUAAAAUAUAUGUCCUUGACAUUUAA